AGCUUGUUUGAACUAAGAAGAAAAUUUUCAUUAUUUUUAUCGGCAAAUGACUAUUGCAUCGAAUAUCCUAGACCAGUGCCUCCAUAUAUUAAACUUGUAGGACCAAUUAGUGUUAAAGAUGCUGUACCUCUACCACCAAACUUUGAAGAAAUCAUGCAAAAUUCCCCAAAUGGUUUGAUACUGUUAUCGUUUGGCAGUGAACUCCAACUAGGUGAGGAAAAUUUACCCGAAAUGAUACAAGGUUUAGGCCAGUUACCAUAUAGAGUAAUAUGGAAAACGCAUCAGAGUGUUGGUAAUUUACCAGACAACGUUAAAGUGGUUAAGUGGAUGCCCCAGAGCGAUAUCCUAGGACAUAAGAACACGGUUGCACUGAUUACUCAUUGCGGAGCAAACAGUAUGUAUGAAGCCGCUUAUCAUGGAAUUCCGGUCGUAGGAAUGCCAGCUAUGUUGGAACAGAAAGGAAAUGCUGUCAGAAUAGCAACAGCAGGCUUUGGAUUACGUGUUGAUUUCUAUUCGUUCAAAGCUAAAGACAUUGUCAAUGCUGUUACUGAAGUGACUAAAAAUAAAAAAUACAAAGAAGCAGCAAUCAAAAUUUCUACGAUCCUUAAGAGCAGGCGUCGGCCAGGAAAGGAUGCUAUUGUCGACUGGACCGAAUAUGUCAAAGCAACUGAUGGUGCUCAUCAUCUAAAAGUUCACGGCGAGACACUGUAUUUUUACGAACUUUACAAUUUAGACGUUCUCUUGCUUGUUGUU
This is a messenger RNA of Trichoplax adhaerens, 753 nucleotides long. RefSeq lists its product as uncharacterized. Gene Ontology annotation, molecular function: UDP-glycosyltransferase activity. The annotation marks the transcript as partial. Lineage: Eukaryota; Metazoa; Placozoa; Uniplacotomia; Trichoplacea; Trichoplacidae. The record is from RefSeq and is a predicted model, not a curated record. The transcript is spliced from 2 exons.